AUGGAUUUAUUUCAUUUUCAAACAAUUGAAAAGAAAUUUUUGAAAGAGCCGGCAUUGGUCAAUAUGUUUUCAACAACAUUGAAACAAGAUGAUGACGGAUUGCGAGCUUCGUACAACAUUUCUCUACUGAUUGCCAAUUCCGGUAAACCGCAUACUAUUGGCGAAGAACUUAUUUUACCAGCUAUAAACGAGGUAAUAAACACAGUGCUGGAUAAACCAGCUUUUGACAAUAUUAAAAAAAUUCCUUUGAGCAAUAAUACAGAGCAAAGGAGAAUUGAUGAAAUGGCUCAAUCUGUCAAAGAAUUAUUAUGCGAGUUUUUAGAAGCCACCAAAUUUUCUAUACAGCUUGAUGAAUCAACUUUACCAGGUAACGAAGCCUUAUUAUUAGUUUACGUACGAUUCGUAAAAGAAGAAAAGAUUUGCCAAGAAUUAUUACUUGCUAAAAAUUUGAUGACUGACACACAAGGAGAAUCAAUAUAUCACACAUUGGAAGAGUUUUUUAAAGAAAAAGAAAUUCCUAUGUGUAAUAUCUUAUCAGUUGCGACCGAUGGUGCUCCAGCCAUGGUAAGAUGCCAUCGAGGUUUUAUUGCAUAUUAGAAAAAAACUGUACCAAAUGUACUCGCUGUACAUUGUGUCAUUCAUUUACAACAUUUAGUUAAUACAAAUUUGAGUGAACGCUUACAUAAGUCAUUACAUUAUGUAAUUUCAGCUAUCAAUAAAAUCAAAAAUAAUUCAUUGAAUGAUAGAUUGUUUCGACUACUUUGUACUGAAAAUGAUGAAGAUUCGAAUCAAUUAUUAUUUCAAACAGAAGUUCGUUGGUUGUCGAAGGGUGCCUGUUUAGACAGAUUCUAUAAGUUGUUUGACUCAGUGCUUGAGUUUUUAAAAACUAAAGAUGAUAUUUUACGAAGCAACUUAAUUAACUAUAGAAGUGACAUUGCUUAUCUGACUGACCUGUUUAAAAAAUUUAAUGAAACAAAUUUGCAGCUUCAAGGUGAUGAUUUAAAUUUAAUGAAAACAAAAAAUAUUAUUUCUGCAUUUUUAUUAAAACUUCUUAUGUACAAAAGAAAUUUAGGAUGA
This is a messenger RNA of Cinara cedri, 1077 nucleotides long. NCBI's taxonomy places the organism in Eukaryota, Metazoa, Arthropoda, Insecta, Hemiptera, Aphididae. The record is from the annotation of a GenBank genome assembly.